Sorghum bicolor (sorghum) is the source of this 1730-nucleotide messenger RNA. RefSeq names its product AAA-ATPase ASD, mitochondrial. The transcript has 2 exons. The record is from RefSeq and is a predicted model, not a curated record. Bases 60 to 1544 code for a protein of 494 amino acids. NCBI's taxonomy places the organism in Eukaryota, Viridiplantae, Streptophyta, Magnoliopsida, Poales, Poaceae. Gene Ontology annotation, molecular function: ATP binding; ATP hydrolysis activity.
CGGUCUCGCCUGGGCUGCUGGAGCAGAUCGGCGGCCUCUGGUCGUCGCUCGCCGGCGUGAUGCUCGUGUGGAGCAUGCUGCGGCCCUACCUCCCGCGCCAGCUGCUGGACCACUUCGCCGGGCGCUUCCUCCGGCGCCACGCGCGGUGGCUUGUGGCGCUCGCCGACCCUUACCUCACCGUCACCGUCGCCGAGUACGACGGCGAGCGGCUGAAGCGCGGGGACGUGUACGAGCAUGCCAAAGCGUACCUCAGCCACCGGUGCGCGCGCCGUGCGCGGGCGCUCCGCGCCGAGCCCGCGCGCAACGCCGACCGCUUCGUGCUCACCCUGGGCGACAACGAGGAGGUCACCGACGAGUUCCGCGGCGCCACCGUGUGGUGGCACUCCGUGCCGUCGCCCUCCCGCCACCAUGGUCCCAUCACGUGGUACGGCGGCGGCGGCGGCGGCGGCGGCGUCGUCCUGGACGGCGCCGGCCGCACGUACCGCCUCGUGUUCCACCAGCGCCACCGCGACCUCGUCGUCGAGUCCUACCUUCCCCAUGUCUGCCGCGAGGGCCGCGCCAUCAUGGCCGCCAACCGCCGCCGGAAGCUCUUCACCAACUCCGGCGACAGGUACGGGAACUGGAGGCACGUGGUGUUCGAGCACCCGUCGACGUUCGACACGCUGGCCAUGGACCCGGCUAAGAAGCGGGAGAUCAUGGACGACCUCGACGCGUUCCGGAACGGGAAGGACUACUACGCGCGCAUCGGCAAGGCGUGGAAGCGCGGCUACCUCCUGUACGGCCCGCCGGGGACGGGCAAGUCCACCAUGAUCGCCGCCAUGGCCAACUACCUCGACUACAACAUCUACGACAUCGAGCUGACAUCCGUGGCCACCAACACCGACCUCCGGCGCAUGUUCAUCGAGACGAAGGGCAAGUCCAUCAUCGUCAUCGAGGACAUCGACUGCUCCCUCGACCUCACCGGCAACCGCAGCAAGAAGAAGCCGAAGAAGGCGCCGGUGCUGGUUCCCGGUCCCGGUCCCGCCGACGAUGACGUGACGAAGGCGCCGCCGCCGGCGUCCGAGGGCGAGCAGUCCUCACCCCGCGACGCGACAGCCAGUAAAGUGACGCUCUCCGGCCUGCUCAACUUCAUCGACGGCCUCUGGUCGGCGUGCGGCGGCGAGCGCAUCAUCGUGUUCACGACGAACCACGUGGAGCGGCUGGACCCGGCGCUGAUCCGGCGCGGCCGCAUGGACAAGCACAUCGAGAUGUCCUACUGCUGCUUCGAGGCCUUCAAGUUGCUGGCCAGGAACUACCUCGCCGUGGACGCCCACCCUCUGUUCGACGACGUCCGGGCGCUGCUGCAGGAGGUGGACAUGACGCCCGCCGACGUCGCCGAGCUCCUGACGCCCAAGUGCGCCGCCGCCGCCGCCGCCGAGGACUCGUGCCUCGCCAACCUCGUGAAGGCGCUGCAGGUGGCCAAGAAGGCCACCACGGCUGAGGCCUGUGGCGCCAGUUGCAGCAUCGUCAUCCACGACGACGAGGAGGUAGUGGAGGAUGAGUAGACCUAGCUGAUCCAAGAUGUCGUUUGUUUAACUGCAUCCUGUGUUAUGUUGCAAUCCUUAUGGGAGUUGCAUUAUUCCUAAUGUACUGUAGUGGUCUGUGACUUUAGGUUCAUCUUCAGACAUGAAUUGAGUUAACCUUGUUUGAUUAUCCUUCUUUGGUCAAUCUGUGCUUAGAGACACUCGUAA